Molecule: messenger RNA, 3619 nt
Organism: Amoebophrya sp. A120
Lineage: Eukaryota; Dinophyceae; Syndiniales; Amoebophryaceae
Source: the annotation of a GenBank genome assembly
GUGAAGUAGAUCUUUGCCUUAUAUUCUCCAUAGAAGAAAUAGAAUUUGAGUUUCCAUUUCGGCAAGCUCGUGUCUCCCCAGCAUUGACGUCCUCCCACCUCGUCGGAACAAACAAGGAAGAAAUCCUUUCCUGCUGGCAAUGGCGCAAGAAUCUCUGUUGACAUGGCGACAGCGCAAGGUGUCACGACUCCCUCUUGGCUUCAUCUCUACCGUUAUUUGGCCACCUGCCACCGAACCGCGCGGGCGAGGCAUUGCAGAAACUUCGCCGAAUACGAGCGGGAAAGAGCGGUUGGUGGGUUGGGAAGUGAAAUGGAAAAGAUUAUUGCGACGACGGAUCGCCAGAAAACCUCAUCUCGGGGUGCGUGGAACCGAACUGCUGAUAGGCGGAUUCGAGGCCACAGCACGCAAGGGCACAAGCAGCGUGAGCCGCCUCUAGACGCAGGGAGCCGGCAGAGUGACAGAUUCAGCCUGCUCCUGUCGGGCCUUAAACAUCUCAUCUUCGGUUCGCCACGACGAAGUGCUGAAAGUAUUUUUACUCGACGUCCUGGAAUGGUAUUGGAAACCAUGGAGGACGUUGCACUUGCGAUCCGAGAUGUCGUCGAUGCGAUUUCGCAACAGCUAGAGGGAGUGCAACUACUUCGGCAGGAUAUUACACCAAUGCCGUCAACAUCAGAUAGGGCCUGCUCCACGCCGAGAAAUGAUCUUUUCGCUUGUUACGAAGUCUUGUUUCGAUGUCUAGAAGACGCAGAAAUGCAGUCCCCGGCUAACGAAGACGAAGCCGCGACUGUUGCGACACGAGCCCGGAUCAUUUUUGACUUGAGGAAAGGCGAUGAAACUAGUAGUGGCACCAGUUCGGGACAAAGGAGACUGGGAGAAGGGCAGAAGCUGUAUGGUCGCUUUUCCAACCCCCUAGUCGUGCAGCAGCUCCCUUGCACCGUGUUCCUGAAGGAUCGCGCGGAGAUGUAUGAGCGCCUCAGAAUGGAAAUUCUCAAAGUGGAAAUAAUAUGUGAUGCAUGAAUUGCGACACCGAAAAGACUGUAUUGCAGAAAACGCAAUGGAGGCCGACCAUUGUGCUUCUACGGGUUCAGAAUUGGGCUGGUGAUUAACACGAGAGAAGGGCACCCCUUUGCCUAACUAGCAUGACAGACACGCUUUGAGUGCCCGGGAAAUUUGUCAUGCGCCGACUAGAACAAAUCGUGCUUCAAGUGGAGUCGUUUUUUUGCAUUACAAAUUAUUUUCACUUUGGGGAUUUCCAACCUGAGGCUUUCAUAAGAUGAAUGGGGUUCCCGUCGCGGUGGUCCGAAAUCUGUUUCCGCCGGUGCACGUGUCCUCUGUUGCGCACGAGCUAGGACACGCCUUGCACAUGCUGUUGUCCAGUGGAAAGCGGUAUCAAAUGCAAAAAUGUUUGGGUCUGGAAGAAGACAAACUUGUGAUGCGCAUUUCAGAACACAGAAAAAUCUCUCAUGCAUAGGUAGCAAAAGCUGCCCACUUUCUGUCACCAAAAUGGGGGAUUUGUAAUGCGGAUUCGGCAUUGCGGAAGCUUCUCGAAACCUGUGAUGCUAGCGCUUCCAUGCCAGACCUUCUGUGUCAUGCAAAAACAGCAUGACUCUUCCAGACCCAGACACUUUUACAUUUGAUAAGCGGGAGGGAGAGGAGUUGGCGAUGGCCAUCAAAGCGCCGACUAGAGGUUAUCGUAAGGAAAAAUCCCCGCUCCGCAUAUCGAAAAGAAAACUUGUGAUGCUGAUUUGUGGCCACAAAUCAGCUGUGUCUUGCAGUAGAGCACUGCAGGCAUUAUAUACGAAGCCCGAGCAGAGCGGUUUUGUUACAGGCGCCCAGCAUGGCAAACGUCCACACUGUAGGACCAACAGCAUCACAAACCGCUUGCAUAAUGCGGGGGAGCCUAUGAAGUUGCCCUCUUGCAAGACAGAGAGGAUCUGUGGCGACAAAUCAGCAUUGCAAAUUUACUAACGCAAGGUCUGGGAGGGGAUAUUUUCCCUCACGAUACAGGUCGAGGGAUGAAAACUUCUAACACAACAUUUUCGUCGUCGGCCGUCGUGGAGGAAUUUCCGUCGCACGUAGCCGAGUUUUUGUAUAAUACAAAACGAGCUACAACGCGACUGCGCCAACAGGAAGGAGUACUAGAGCCGCAAGACCAAGAACGAACUUCGGUUGCAGGAAGCUUGCGGCCUUGUUCAUCUUCUCCGGCGACACUUCUAUGGCCAGACGCGUGGCUGCUGGAGUGGGAACAACACGACCUCGAUCCGACGAAGCAACGCCUUCGGCAAACGAGGAGACAGCUGGCCAGGUUUGAGCUGCUUCACAAGCUAGCCGCGGACAUUCUGUUUGCGCGGCGAAAACGGCCGCGACGGCUUCGAGAGGACGCGACAAGGGAGAAAGCGUUGCCUCUUCUUGGGAGAAGUGAUGCUCGUUUCGACGCCCAGCGUCUCUUCCGGCGGAUAAGAGGUCGCUCCUGUGAGCAGGGAAUAGUAGCUGUCUUCCGGCGGAAAAUGUUGAAUCCGGUUGUGUGGGGGGAGGAGACAGUUUACCGCCGACGGAAAGUAGACAAGGGACAGGGAUUCUUUUCUAGGAGAUUCAACAUCUGGUUCUGGAGGAGGACGAGGAGGAAAGCGAAAUUCUCUCUGUUUUCUCGCAUACCGCAGAGCAGCGGAGGGGUCUGGUCCGUGUUUCGAGAUUUUUCUAGCUGGCUUAGCUCUUUAUCCUCGCCUUGUCAACACGUCGGCGUCGCAUGGGAAAAAGGAGUCUACUCAUCAUCAUCGUCGUGUAGAAGCAGUACGACACCUUUGUCAAUCCCAACACCAAAAGCGAGUCCUCGCGUCGAGAACAAAACGCUACUGCGGUGCCGGAGGAUGCGGUUUCUACACGCUCUGCAAAGUAGUAGGUUUUAUUUCCUCGCACCACCAGGCAGCGCAGAGACAAAGUACCGAAAUUUAUUUCGCGGCGUACACUCCGUCCAGGCGCUGCUCGAAGAAGUUCUUCUCAUUCGCAGAAAUCCGAAGCUCGCGCCGCUCUUCGCCUACGGCAAGGCCCAAGAACUUGCGGAGGCAUAUUGCCGGCUGCAUGGAGUAGAAGAAAAAAGGGCAGCGGGGCAAGAGGAAUUGAUGUCCAGGAAGAGUAAACCGAGUUGCAGAGACUGGUUGAAUUUGCGACGCGUAUUUGAACAGCCGGAAGUAGUGAUCAGGGAACUGAUCAGGGAACUCCUGCAGGAACGAUGUGAUUUGGAGCAGAGAACAAAAGACAAGGUCGCUGAGAGGUGGGAUGGCGAUAGUAAAUUCUUCGCCGCAUGAGGAUCCCGUUUCAACAACAUCGCAACAAAUCCUCGUCGUAGAGUGCUUUGUUUAGAAUCAGCAUUAGAAUUCGUUGUAUGAUGUUCAAUGCUACUAGACGUCAUCCAUGAAUCGUGCUAGACGUCACAGUGCGUGGUCUCUCUGACAUCCUGUAGGCUGCGGUUUUUACCGUCAGGAACAUCAUAGGCCGGCGGUGGCGGCUAGUAAUCUCUGGCGCUUUUCAACAAAGAUCUUGUUUCUAGGAUGAAUAAGUUGCCGUAUGAUCACCAAAAUUUUCAUCAUUUUGAAGUGAAAGCAAAUGUGAUGAAGCGGAG